Molecule: messenger RNA, 1244 nt
Organism: Brachypodium distachyon (stiff brome)
Lineage: Eukaryota; Viridiplantae; Streptophyta; Magnoliopsida; Poales; Poaceae
Product: probable WRKY transcription factor 48
Exons: 3
Coding region: 165-1085 (306 amino acids)
Biological process (GO): regulation of DNA-templated transcription
Molecular function (GO): DNA-binding transcription factor activity; sequence-specific DNA binding
Source: RefSeq, a predicted model, not a curated record
AUUUCCUUCCAAAACGUCACGGUCGUCUCGAUCGGCAUUUUAGCUCCCUUCCUUCCCAAGGGUCAAAGAGUACUGCCUGCUAGCUAGCUUUGCUCAUUUCAACGCAUCUAAGCUAGCUCUAUCCUUGUGUCCCCAGCAAGCUCUCCCACACUCGCAUAGACCGCAUGCACUCCAUGUCCGGAUCAGCAGCAGGAGGAGGAUAUCUUGGCGGGCAGCUCGUCUUCGGCCGGCUUAGUGGUGACCAGCCUGCCGCUGGCUUUGGCAGCUCCUUUGACGACACGGGCGGCAUCUUUGUGUCGUCCCAGAGCUCGGCGCCCGGCGCCGGAGGGGAUGGUGGUGGUCUCACGACGCAGCCGGCCUACGAUUGCUCGAGCGUCACGGAGUACUAUCUGCAGGGCUUCCUGGAGCACAACUACCCCUUGGACGCGGGCGAUGCUGCUGCCGACGCCGUGAAGCAGCCAGGAUCAUCGGCGGCCGAAGAGGAGGAUGAAGGGGAUGUCGACGAGGCGGCGGCGUCGGCCGAUCAUCAGAAAUGCAGGGGCAACGGGUUGAAGAAGAAGCAGAAGAAAAAGGAGGAGGAGGAGAAGAAAGGUGCGAGGCGGGCUCGUGGGAGCCGGCUGGCGUUCGCGACCAAGAGCGAGGUGGACCACCUGGACGACGGCUACCGCUGGCGCAAGUACGGCCAGAAAGCCGUCAAGAACAGCUCCUAUCCAAGGAGCUACUACCGGUGCACGGCGGCGCGGUGCGGGGUGAAGAAGCAGGUGGAGCGGUCGCAGCAGGACCCGGCAACGGUGAUCACCACCUACGAGGGACAACACCAGCACCCCAGCCCCAUCACCUGCCGCCUCCCGCCGCCGCUCGUCGGAGCCGGAGCAACCAUGCUUGCCGCUUACCACUCCUCCCUCAUCGCCGCCGCGGCGCAUUCGCAGGGGCAGCUUCUUCACCAUGACAUCUACACGCCGAGCGACGUCCCUGCUGCCCCGCCACUCGCUCUGCUGCCUCAGGCGGCGGCCGAGUACUACGACGGUCCGCAAGCCCUUCUUCCCGGUUUCGUCGUGGACAACCGUCGGCACGGCCAGACAUAGUUAAAAUCCUUCAACCGGUUACUUUACAUACUUGUAUAUGAGCAGUUUUCAGUUUAGACGUACUUACUGAUCGAUUGAUAUGGGUAUAUGGAUGUGCAGCUAUUGGUUUGAAUUUGCCAUAAAUUUUGAAAUUAGAUUUGAUGUUACAAUUACAGCAAA